Amphimedon queenslandica is the source of this 1318-nucleotide messenger RNA. RefSeq lists its product as uncharacterized. The coding region runs from base 188 to 1318 and encodes 376 amino acids. Gene Ontology annotation, biological process: protein K6-linked ubiquitination. The transcript is spliced from 4 exons. Gene Ontology annotation, cellular component: BRCA1-A complex; BRCA1-BARD1 complex. Gene Ontology annotation, molecular function: ubiquitin-protein transferase activity; protein binding. The record is from RefSeq and is a predicted model, not a curated record. NCBI's taxonomy places the organism in Eukaryota, Metazoa, Porifera, Demospongiae, Haplosclerida, Niphatidae.
UUUAGUAAAUAUCGGUUGUUACUAUUAAUUGACUGGAGAUUUGAUACUAUUAAUAGAUUAUUCUCAGCAGAAUUAUAAUAGAUUGUUCCAUAACGCCGUAAUCAGUCUCUACGCUGGUCAACUGUAAACACCACUGGCACUGGCCCAUCACUGAAGACAACAUAAGAACAGCGUCAUAUGAGGUGCAAUGGCUACAGCAUCAGAUUCAUCAUCACCAGAAUAUGCUACACUAAAAGAAAUGUUUGGUGCUCUUGUUGAUAAUUUAGUUGCCAAUGCUCCUGUUAUUGCUCCACUAAACAAUCACCUGCUUUCAUCUGGCCUCAUUCCUGAAGCAGCAUUCAAUACAGUUCAGUAUCUUGGUCCCGGAUCUACUCCUUAUGACAGGUGUAAUAGUAUGCUUACUCCAGUACUAGCAAAAGUUGAAAGCAACCCUGCCUGCUUUAAUUCUUUAAUUAAAUCACUAGAAAAAGUAAAGCUAGAUGAUAUUGUUGUGAAACUAAAGGACAAGUUAAAAAGUAGAAAAAGAGCAUGUGAAGGUCAAAAAGAAAAGGAGCGCAAUGAUACACAAACUGAUUCAGAAUCGACCAGCACUGAUGAAGAAGUAGAUCCACUGCCCUUUCCAUUAGUAUCUAUACCCCCAGAUCUUUCUUAUACUACAAUUGGAAAGAUGACAGAAGACUUAGAAUUUCUCAGCAUUGACGUAGCAGCUACAAUUUUGCUUGAUCAGGAAUUAAGUAGUCUAUUUGCACCAAGCUCAUCACGACCACAUUUGCAACAAUUUUGUGAACAAGUUUUUAACUAUGUAAAAUAUCAUCGAAGAAGUUAUCCUUCUGAAGUUGAUGAAGAACCAGAAUCUGAAGAAAGUGAAGAAAAGCCUCAUGAUUUGUCUCCAGAUGACAUUAGUCGUGUUUUUGAAGUUGGAAUUUUUUUUCUUGCAAUACUAGCAUUAUUUGAAGCUAAGACUGAAAUAUUAAAGGUGGCAGUUAGUUCCGAAAAGCAGCAUAAAGCGAACUUGCUACAUCACGCUUCAAAGCAUGGAUGGGUUAGUGUAAUUGAUGCACUAAUCAAACAGCAUGGCUUUGAUCCUGCAUCAACUGAUGCAAUUAACCAAACAGCUGUUCAUUAUGCUGCUAAACAUGCUGAAUAUGAAGCAUUCAAAAUUCUAGUUACAAAUCACAAUUGUGAUCCCAUGUGCAGAAAUUCAAAAGGUGAAACCCCACUACUGUUUGCAAUUGAAUCUGGCUCCAUUGAAAUUGUUAAAUAUUACAAAACAUUGCCACUUGGCUGUGAUGGUAAUACUCCUUAUAAUGACUGGUAG